Molecule: messenger RNA, 3828 nt
Organism: Aegilops tauschii subsp. strangulata
Lineage: Eukaryota; Viridiplantae; Streptophyta; Magnoliopsida; Poales; Poaceae
Source: RefSeq, a predicted model, not a curated record
GAGAACCGUGCUAGUAGAAGUAAGUGCUGUUGUGUGCUUUGUUUAUUCGCCAACAAGAACUGUGUUUUCCCUGCAACUGGAAAUGUUUCAAGUCUGUCAUCCCUCCAAAGAAGAUUAAAGUGGUCUAAGUAUCAAGGUCCUUCUAGGUGGAGAUACAUGGAAAUAAAAAUCUUCAAUGGUCUGCGGAAAUAUCCCUAAGAAGCAUCUAUAAUCUUUGGUGAGAGAAUGGUGAGCCUACUUCAACUGUUAUUGGACUUCUCUUAAAAAUUAUGAAUUGCCCUGAUUCAUAUUUAAUUUCCAGCUAACUUUGCUCAAAAAGUCAAAGAGCUGAGGAUUAACAAACAAGCUACAAACAAUUUCUUCUAGUUAUAGUUUUCUUCCAAGGUUCUAGCAUGGCUCUAUACAUAUAGGUGCAAGCUUGAAACUUGACUGAUAUUUAAUUUUGAGGUGGUAAAAUCUCGCCAGGAUGUAGCACUUGGUUUGCAAGUUUGGAACUGAUUAACUGAGUAGUUCUUACAGUUGAACACUGUGCUCAUUUUGUCGAAUCAACAGCAGGACAGUGCCUAUUUCCUCGUAGCUGGAACCGAGGAGGUUUGGUGCAAUGUCUAUUCCAGGAACUAGAAUUUUCCUUGUUAGCUUCCAGCUGCACCUGUAACUUUGUAAAUUUGUACUGAAAGGCCUAUUAUGUGGCAUCACGCUUAAAUUCAUUCCGGGUCUGGAAGAAGAGUAAAUUAUGGAAGUAAAAUACCAUGAGAAAUCUGAGUGCAUGCCCAUCUACUUGCUGCUAGUUUUGGUUGACUCUUGACAGAAAGAAGUUGUGGCUGACUUGAGAAGGCAUUCAAGAGCUGCCUGAGUUAUGAUUUGAUAAAAGGAGAUAAUGUAGGGAAAUGAUAUUGGCAUCAGAUAAUAUAAUUAUCCUCCAGUUGAAGUAUUCUACGACUGGACCAACUGAACCACAAGUAUGGAAUAAAAAUAAACAACACAUAUGCAGACAGAGAGCGGUUUCCAUUUCUUUAUUUAGACGUUUUCUAAAACUGAUCGGCAGGUUGCAUCCCCUUUGGCCGUGCUGGAUCCUUAUCAGCUUAUGUCAUCACGAUAUACAGGAAAGCGAUACCAAAUAUAGGCCUUUUCAAUCAAAAUCAGGACUAGGUCUUUAGGAGCUGCCAUCAAGAUGUUGCCGCUUGAACAUAAGCCCGGGCACUGAGUUUUUUGGAUGGCAGUGACCUGCAGAACCUCCAAGAUAUCUGCCUUCCGUGGUUGCAAUUCUUGUGGGUCCUACUUUUAAUCUCGCAAGUGCUUCAAAGGGAAGGCCUGCACAGCAAGGGAGUAGUGAGGGAGGCAGAGUUAUGGGAGUUGUGCUUCUAGAUUUCUCUCACAAAUUGAUCAAACGACGAGCUUGUCUACGGUGGAAGCAAGCAGGCCGCGCAUCUUACCGUUGCAGCUAGCCCCUCUGUAUUUUCUGGCAGCUUGCUCCCAGUCUGCAACUUCUCUUUGCUGUGUUUGUUGCAUGAGGUUUGAGCUGUGAGCACAUGGGGUUCAACACAGAAUCGUUGCGAGGCUUGUGUUCUGAUGGUCUAUGGAAGUAUGCAGUAUUUUGGUCAAUCAAAAGCGAGAAGCACGGCAUCUUGACUUGGGAGGAUGGCUACGUCGACAAGAUGACCAAAAACACGAGAGAUCAUUACGGGGACCCAGCUGAUAGUGACAACCAGAUAAUAACACUUACUUGGUCUAACGAUGGCCAAUAUCAAAGCUAUCCAUUUUGCCCCAUCGAGGCAGCAUUGCUGCGCAUGUCUAGUCAUUCGUAUUCUCUUGGAGAAGAAAUUAUUGGUAAAGUGGCCAUUAUGGGACGACAUUGCUGGAUUUCUUCCAGUGAUCUUCGUUCAACUUUGGUGUACAAGUAUCACGAAGACUGGCAGUUUCAAUUUGCAGCAGGAAUUAAAACAGUUCUACUUGUACCAGUGAUUCCUUAUGGGGUUCUUCACCUGGGAUCUUUAUGUAUGCCUCAGGUUUUGGAAAGUUCAGCACUGGCGACACACAUGAAGGACCUGUUCUAUAAGAUUUACAACCCCUCAAUUCCUCAUAAUCCUUCAGCCACAGGGUUCGGCUACUCAAAUUCUUUGAAAAAACCUGCUGCAGAUGUAUCGGUGGAUCCCGCAGAUGUUCUGGCCCAUGACUUAUUUGAUGUGAUCAACAAUUCUGCUCAGCUAUUUACCAUUGAACACCUUAGUCUACCACAUCCCUUCACUCCGUCCGAGUUUCCAAUGUUAGAAGAUGUCAUUACAGGAGCGUACAAUGUUGGUCUAACAACUUGCUCAGAUGAAACCUUCGAUGCCAAUGAGAGUGAUCUGUGGACCAAUGUUAAUGAAGCACCAUCUGAACUCACUCACUGCAAGACAUUGGUCAACCCGGAUAUGACAAACCUCUCAUUUAUGGAUAAGUUGAUCAAUUCCAACAGCAAACUGAGUUGCACAUCAGUAAUUAACAUACAAGAUGCGGAUUAUAAUAAUAUUGAUGAUUUUAUCCUGGCAUAUAUGGCACAAGAAUAUCAGGAGCACACAUGUGGCAGCACUACAGUUUUAAAUGAUGAUGUUGUAACAUCAAAUUCUUCAAUUCACUCAAAGAUGCACAAAGAUCUUGAAGCAAUUCCCAAGGAAGAUCUUGAGAGCUUCAUGUGGCAUGGUAGAUUGAAACAACAAGAGUCUACAAGCCACUCUCUCCUUCAAGCGAAUGGAAAUAAAGCAUAUUCUUACUCACACCUCGAGACCAAUGAUUAUGCUGAAUUCUUAGUGGAUGCUAUAACCAACCAGGUUGGUGAUAUCCCAAACAGUUACUCGUAUCACUUGACUGAUUCUUCGACUUCAAGCGAAACACAAAUACAGAGAGAAGAUCAUGCACUGAGGUUUGAUUCUUCGACUUCAUGUGAAACACAAAUACAGAGAGAAGAUCAUGCACUGAGUUUGGAGGAAUCGACAAUCCCAGAUCCCUCUGGUGGUCGAGAAUUUUCACCUACCUCAGUCAAAGAAGGCUUCAUGACUUCCAAAAUGACUGUUUCGCUCCCAAAGGGAAUCAACAGGACCAUGACUGAAGAAUGCGUGGGUCAUACAAUUCAAGACAUGCACAGGGAAAUUUCAGUUGAAAUAAAGCAUGAAGGCGGAAAAAAGGAACUGCACAGACCAAGACCGAGAGACAGGCAACUGAUUCAAGACAGGAUGAAGGAGUUGAGGGAGCUCAUUCCAAAUGCAUCAAAGUGCAGCAUUGAUGCUCUCCUGGACAAAACAAUAACACAAAUGUUGUUCCUCCAAAGUGUGUCUGAGAAAGCUGAGAAGCUUCAGAACAAAACAAGAAAUGAGAAGUUCGGUAACGAGGCCAAGAAGAAACUGGAAAACUGCCCGCUGAGAGUGGAAGAGCUCGAGGAACCUGGUCAUCUUCUCAUUGAGAUAUUGUGCAAGGAGUAUGACGUCUUUUUUGAGACUGCGCAUCUGUUCAAGGGCCUUGAGGUCAGCAUACUGAAGGGAGAGCUGGAGCAUCGUUCUGACCAGCUCUGGGCUCGCUUUGUUGUUGAGGCUUCCAAAUGUUCAAACCAGAUGCAGAUUCUUUGCCCACUGAUGCACCUGUUGCAGAGGAGAUGAUUCCAUUGUCGCGUGUUCAGACAAGUGCCGCCUUGCAGCUAGUCCAGUUCCCAUUUCAAUAAGAGUGUGCAGUGGAACAACAUUAUUCAUUGCAGACAUCUGUUUCCUUCUCUGAGAUUUAUGGCAACCCAGAGUUGCUUAUGCUGUUACAGAAUAUACUUUGAUCACAGGACUGUGAAAUGCUAUGGUGUGAAAGGAA